Molecule: messenger RNA, 3332 nt
Organism: Lepisosteus oculatus (spotted gar)
Lineage: Eukaryota; Metazoa; Chordata; Actinopteri; Semionotiformes; Lepisosteidae
Product: claudin-8-like
Biological process (GO): cell adhesion; bicellular tight junction assembly
Cellular component (GO): bicellular tight junction; plasma membrane
Molecular function (GO): structural molecule activity
Source: RefSeq, a predicted model, not a curated record
GUGAAAACUUGGGAGCAGCAGACCAUGAUGCCCACACAUCACUUGGCCAGUCAGGUGCAGGCAAUUUUGUUUUCCCACAGGCAAGUACAGAAGAUUUUAUCGGCGUGUUUCUGUCAGGGUCUGUCAGAGCACCUUGGCCAGGAGUGAAAGAUGGAUCAGCGGCUGUUGCAGAUCGUUGCCUUAUGCCUGGGCCUCAUCGGCCUUUUUGGAGCCUCUGCCGCCACGGGUAUGCCGAUGUGGAGAGUGACAGCUUUUAUCGGGGAGAACAUCAUCGUGUUCGAGACCCGCUGGGAAGGGCUGUGGAUGAACUGCUUCCAUCAGGCCAACAUCAGGAUGCAGUGCAAAGUCUACGACUCCCUGCUGAUCCUGCCUCCGGACCUCCAGGCCGCCCGGGGACUGAUGUGCUGCUCGAUUGCUCUGGGGGUCUUGGGCCUGCUGAUAGCCACCAUGGGGAUGCAAUGUACUGUCUGCAUUCAGGACAAUGACCACACAAAAGGGAUCAUCCUUGCCAUUGCUGGUUGCAUUUUAAUUGUCGCCUGCCUUUGUGUCCUUAUCCCAGUGUCCUGGACCGCCCACGUGAUCAUCAGGGACUUCUACAAUCCCCUGCUCCUGGAUGCUCAGAGACGAGAGCUGGGAGAAGCCCUGUACAUAGGGUGGGUGUCUUCGGGUGUCAUGUUUGCUAGCGGGAUAAUGUUUGUAUGUUGUAACAUUCCCCACAGUAAAGCGUCACAAGGAUCUUUUUACCCACCAAACCCUAGACUAACUGCAUACCAACCAGCUGUUUUGCAGCAGGAUCUGCCGGCAGUGUAGGAGGAAUAUGUGUGAGCUGAAAAUGGGACAAAGAGCAGCUCUCUUCUUCUUUUCAAUACAGCUGACAAGAACGAGGAACUGAAGUCUUCUUAAAAAGAUCUCUAUUCUCCUUAAAACCCUCGUGUACCUACUUGUUGUGAAGUUGAAAGUGGGACCUUACUCACCACAAAGCCCAUCACUGUGACGUUAAGCCUGAGACAUAAUAAGAAGAGGAAGGUGAAGUACAGUAGGAGGGUUAAUGUGAAGUGUACUGACUUGAAUGAGAUGAGUUUACUGUGGUCAUUUCUAAAGUGCUUACUUAAAACUCAGUAAACACUGGGACUGCUAUUUCCUCAACAUUGCUUUGUUCAUAUAAAGAAGGAAAUACUUACGUCUCAUUGUUUGGUGCAAUUCAUUAACUUUGCCAGAUAUACUUGUAUUCAUCUUUCAUGUGAAUUUUCAUCAAAUUCAGGCAAAAACUGUUGCAAGAAAGCAAGUUGAGCUUUCUGAUGGUUAAAUUAGUCUUAAGGCUACUGUAUAUUAGGGUAAGACCACAAAUAUAAUCACUUUUGACAAAUAAUUAAAUGGUAAUAAAUCAUAUAUAAUUUACUUUAUACGGGACUUCUAUUUUUUCAUAAAAUAAGUGGUAAUAAAACUCCCUUUCUCUAUCUGAUCUUUUUAUUUUGUAAAAGAAACUCCUUUUCUCUAUCUGAUCUGUUUUAUUCAAAUUCUUUAUAGUUACUGUUUUUUACACACAUAUUCAUAAUAUAUUCGCUUGGUGUUUUAUAUGGCUACUUUCUUGACAUUUUUAAAUAUUGAACUGAUAUUUUGGAUGAAAAAUUGCUUGGGAUUCUUCUGUUUCAUUAAAUAAUGAGAACAAGUGGUGUUUGCAAAUGUUGGUCAGAGAUAUGUUUAAUUUACCACACUAUUAUUAUCUGUUUAUAUGCUGUGUUAACAUUGAGUGCUAUUUUCAAAACACUUACGUAAUCUGAGCGUUUCACACCCGAUUACUUCUCCUUGGGAUUUUAGUGCCUAAGUGUUCUGUAUAUAGGAUCUGUUUACAUUGCAUUUUAUAUUAUGCUAUUAACAUUCUUUCCUUGAUUUAAAUCAUAUUUGACACCAUUUGUGACACCAGAACUUGUCUUUAUGUUCUAUCUGUUAUCUGUUCAUGAUAUGAUAAAUAUAGCCUAUACUGCAUGUAGCCAAAUCAGUACCUUUUACUUUUUAUAAUUGUUACUUAAAUAAUAUGUCAAAGAGAUAUUAAAAAGGGCUUUUAAUAGAAAAGGCAUUGUUUCUGAAGUAAUGUAAACUAUAAUUUUUGACAACGUUAAUACAACAUGUAUUGACUGUCAACACAACUCAAUAAAAAACAAACAAAUGUGCUUUUAAAUUGAAGGUCAAGGCCAGAUUUGAAAAAGAAAACAAAUAAUUUCUUAUAUGUUAUUUUCCAUUUGUUUAUACUGUACAAUCUGGUACAUUCUUCCAGUAAUUGAUGUGGUUUUAUAAGUAGCCUUAUGCCAAAAUAAUAUUUCCUCAGAACAGGAAAGAUGGAACUAAAUUUGGAGUCUGCAUUUUUGCAUGCAGAAUAUGUAAUGCAAAAAGUCAAGGUGCAGCCUGAAUUUGACAAUUAUGAGCAUUGCUAAACCCUGGAAUUGUGCAAAUUACAUUUUGAGUUAUAGAAUACACUGGAUUGAAAAACAUAAAUCCAGGUCCAUACAGUAAAACAUACCAUUAAUCUGACAUCAUAAAGGGUCCAAAGCAAAUAUUUCUGGAAGCCCUCUUCAAUUCAAGUUCAGUAGAUUGUGAUAAUGAUGUAAUUUGGCGCUAACUUUCAAAUUCUAGGAAAGUGCUCCCUCAAGGCAUCAUUUUAUGCUGAACUGACCAGCCUGCCCUUGAAAAUAUUUUUAAUUUCAGACAUCCAAAUGUGAUCUAUAUCUAUACUUCUGCACAUAAAUCCUUUCUGGCUCAGAUUUACUAAUUAAUAUUCCAUUUUAAAUAUUCAGUGGCUCUCCAUUAUCAUGUCUGAUUUUUAUACCCACUCAUUUUUGAAUUAUCAUUCAUUAACCACAGUGCUUGCACUGGUACUGGAGAUAAUAAAUACCAUGUAAGAAGUACACUUCUCAGAGUCUUGGUGUAUUUUAAACUCCAUUUUAAACUUUUCACUGCACUGGAGCCCUGGGUUCAAUUCAUCGGGUGCUAUCUGUGUGGAGUUUGUAUAUGAUGCCAGAUUUCUCCUGGGUUUUUGCCAGGCACUCAGGUUUGUCCACCACAGUCCAAACAGGUUAAUUGGCUUCUGGGAAGAUUGGCCCUGUUAUGAGUGUGUGUAUGUCUGUGUGUCUGUUCUAUGAUGGACUGGUAUCUCUGCCUUGUGCCCAUUAUUUACCAGGAAAGAUUCUGACUCUCCCACGACCCUGUACUAGAUAAAGCAGUCAAUCUGUUUUGUCUAUAAUAUUUGUAUAUUUUUAAAGUUUUUCAUAACUAAUAUUACAUGUGUAGUGACCUGUUUGUACCUUUCUGUAAAGCAUUUCAUAAUUUGAAAUGUA